Symbiodinium sp. CCMP2456 is the source of this 621-nucleotide messenger RNA. Lineage: Eukaryota; Dinophyceae; Suessiales; Symbiodiniaceae. The record is from the annotation of a GenBank genome assembly.
AUGGCGGGCCGCGCAGAGCGACAGCAGCGCUGUCGAGAGGAAGCUACAGGACAAGAUCGUUACACAGUCGUGGUGGGCAGCGGCGAAGAGUCGACAAGGUUGGAGAUCAGCGUCGACUCAGGGAGCAAUGUCGCCGUAUUGCGACAAGUUAUAGCAGAAAGCUUGGAGGAGCUUGACAGCACGAAGUACUACAACCUUAGCAACGAUCCUGGACGUGUGCAGGUCGCAGUUCAGCCCGCUAUGUGGCUCAGCUCCUUCACUGUUAUUGCACGCGAGCACCGUCAUAUGGUGCAGGCUGCCAUCUGCAAAGAUGGCUGCUCGGACUUGAUCCAGAAUGAUAGAAACCUUUUGGCUACCUUCAACCAGCUUUCAAAGAGGAUUGUCCACGACACACUCGACGAGCAGUGGAUUCAAACGCCAGAGUUCUUCGAUGUGCUUUGUUUCGUUGAAGCGCUGAGAACAGGCUACAACCCUAUGCCUGAAGUUACCCGUGGAUCACGUGAACCGGGUGAGCAAGGCGUGCCCUUGGAAGAAAUACUGGAGGAAGUGGACCGGGCCAUGAAAGAGCCAGGUGCAACUCUUCGAACUGUUUGUGAAGCUCUCUGGAGUGAGUAUGAAUGA